Molecule: messenger RNA, 1701 nt
Organism: Penicillium verhagenii
Lineage: Eukaryota; Fungi; Ascomycota; Eurotiomycetes; Eurotiales; Aspergillaceae
Product: FAD-binding oxidoreductase
Exons: 4
Coding region: 1-1701 (566 amino acids)
Biological process (GO): lactate catabolic process
Cellular component (GO): mitochondrion
Molecular function (GO): D-lactate dehydrogenase (cytochrome) activity; D-lactate dehydrogenase (NAD+) activity; FAD binding
Source: RefSeq, a predicted model, not a curated record
AUGGUGCGAGCGGUCUUAGUCCCUCGGGGCUUCCCCACCCCCCGCAUGCCCCAUUGCCGUCCCCGGGUCUCCCAACCAAAACUUCUAUCUGCCACCGGAUUCCGACCAAAUAGCUCAAUUGCUCAGCACUCCAAUGGUCCAGCGAGCUCCUCGAGCUCCGGGUCGUCGCCAAAGCCCCCUUUCUGGACUCCGACGCGGACACUUCUUGUCUCCGCAUUUGCUGCAGGCUUGGGUUACGGAUUUGCCUCGUACAACCAAACAUCACAGCCAGCGACCAAAUCACAGUACGGAUCCCUGAAAGACUUCGAGAAGGCCAUUGCUGAACUGAGAGCUAAGCUAGGCGAGGAUGCUGUCAGUACUGAAGAAGGCGACCUUCAAUCGCACGGUUACUCUGAGUGGUCAACCAUCAAUGCCGACCGUCUGCCAGUCGCCGUCGCAUACCCUACCUCGACCGAAGAUGUCUCGGAAAUUGCAAAGAUCUGCAACAAGUACCGAAUGCCCAUGAUUCCCUACUCCGGCGGCUCUAGCCUAGAAGCCAACUUCUCUGCACCGUACGGCGGGAUGACCAUUGACUUUGCUAUGAUGAAUAAAAUCUUAACGAUUCACGAGGAUGAUUUGGAUAUCGUUGUGCAGCCGUCCAUCCAAUGGAUGGAUCUGAAUGAGCAGAUCAAAGACACAGGUCUAUUCUUCCCUGUGGAUCCCGGUCCAUCUGCCAUGAUUGGUGGCAUGGUGGGUACAAACUGCAGUGGCACAAACGCCGUGCGAUACGGAACCAUGAAGGACUGGGUGAUUAAUCUCACCGUUGUCUUGGCCGAUGGCCGGGUGAUCAAGACCCGCAAACGGCCUCGCAAGACUUCCGCUGGAUACAAUCUCACGGGCAUGUUCGUGGGCUCCGAAGGAACUUUGGGUAUCGUGACCGAGGCUACACUGAAAUUGACCCCAAUCCCCGAGCAAACUCGAGUCGGAGUUGUAUCAUUUCCGACCAUUCGAGACUGUGCGUCGACUGCGAUGCAGUUGAUCAAAAAGGGUAUUCCGGUGCAAUGUAUGGAGAUCUUAGAUGAUGUACAGAUGGAUGUGAUCAACCGAGCGGGCGGAACAGGGCGCUCGUGGAAAGUUGCGCCAACGCUGUUCUUCAAGUUCUCUGGGACUAAGGCCGGUGUCGCUGAUAGUGUCAAUCUAACCACGAUACUCGCUAAGACCAAUCACGCCUCGUCUGUUGAGUUUGCCAAGGAUGAGAGAGAAGCCCAUGAUCUUUGGUCGGCGCGUAAGCAGUCGCUAUGGAGUAUGAUGUCGCUUCGCGCUGAAGGCUCCGAGGUCUGGUCAACAGAUGUCGCCGUGCCUCUGUCCAGAUUGCCUGAAAUUAUUGAAAUUUCUAAGAAGGAGCUGGUCGAUCUCGGUCUAUUUGCUAGCAUUCUCGGACAUAUUGGGGACGGAAACUUCCACGCCAGUAUUAUGUUCAACCGCCAGGACCCAGAAGAAAAAGCUCGAGUGGAGAAGGUAGUGUAUGACAUGGUAAAUCGCGCUCUUGAAAUGGAGGGUUCGUGCACGGGUGAACACGGUGUUGGCCUUGGUAAAAAGGGGUCUUUGACCAAGGAGCUGGGACAGGAUACUAUUGAUAUCAUGCGGGGGAUCAAGCGCUCUCUUGAUCCGCACUGGCUGCUAAAUCCUGGUAAGAUCUUUGAUCAGGAAAGAGAUUCUUGA